Molecule: messenger RNA, 2126 nt
Organism: Bursaphelenchus okinawaensis
Lineage: Eukaryota; Metazoa; Nematoda; Chromadorea; Rhabditida; Aphelenchoididae
Source: the annotation of a GenBank genome assembly
AUGCAGUUAUUUUAUGAUAUUAGGUAAGAAAGCGAUUAUUGCGCAAAAUAAUAUCUAAAAAAAAGCUUUUUUUUUAAAUUUUGUAAAGAAAGUUCUUGCAUUUUCUCAAAAUUUUAAAAAUGCCAUUUUCAAUCAAUGUAUUCAAAGUUAUUGCUAAAAAAUUAAUUUCUGCACCGUGCAGCGACAUUUGUCUUCUUUGCACAGUGCGAAAGCUCGAUCCCAUCCGAUCUGGCAAGUUAAGCAAGGGUGCGCUUGAUUAUAAAAAGUUCGGGGAACUCUUGGUGGAAACAUAGACAUGAGAAACGGGCCGGGCCGGCCUUGAGCAAAAUUCCGAUCAGGCCGGGCCUAACAUUCAGGCCCGGUCCGGCCCGGCCCGUUUCUCAUGUCUAUGGAAACAAGGUUUCUGAGAUUUUUAGAGUACUGGAAAGAAAGUUUUUGCAUCGUUUGAUUUUGAGUGUUAUAUAUAAUGACAUUUAGCGCAAGUUUUUGGUAGUUUUAUGGUCUUCAGGAGGAUGUUUUUGGCCGUUUUUGGUUGUAAAGAAAGUUUUUGCAAUUAUUGUGAAUUAGUCAUGGUUUUUUCUUUUCAGCCUAUUCAUUCCAGUGCAUAAUAGAUUGAAUGACGACCAUUUAAUCGACCAAAACCCAUCUUCUAACUUAAUAUAGUCAAUCUUCUACUAGAAUCUACAACAAUAUGAGCUUAACGGGUGUUUUACAAAAUCAACUGGUCAAUUUGGUCCGCUUUUUUUCAUCACUAUGUCAUCGUUUGUUCAGCUGUCUACGAUUUGGGCGUGGUAAUUCGGAUCGAAUUGGUGAAUUGCCUACGGUAAUUCCGGCCGAUCAACGGCGACAAUAUCAACCGGUACCAACGGCACCAGAUGCGAUGGAUCCGUAUGGUGGACAAGCAGGGCAAUUCGGAGGACAGACUGGGCAAUUUGGUGGACAAUCUGGGCAGUUUGGGCAAAACGGACAAGUUCCCGGACAAAAUGGACAAUUUCCCGGAAAAUUUGGCCAAAAUGGACAAACCGAAGUUCAAAACGUCCAAAACCCUCAUUAUGGCCAAAACCCACAGUAUGCCCAAGGGCCAAGUUACAGUAACCCGGCUCAUGAUUCAUGGACCGAAUGGGAUGACAAAGCUGAUAUAACCGAACAGAAAAUCGCCGAAUACAGAAAGAAUUUGGCGCAGAAACAGAAGCCAAGCCAAGAAAAGCCGGACGAUGAAGUGGACUUGUUCAGCGAACUUCAGCCGACUGUCAAAGCUGCUAAAAAGGUAGGUGAAGGGUGGAAAAAAGUUAUUGCGGUUUUUUGAAAUUUUUAAAAUUUUGAAAAAAAUAAUUUUUUUAGGCUAAAAACAGACUGUAAAGGAAGUUUUGGUAAGCAAAAAACGUUGUAAAGAAAGUUAUUGCGGUUUUUCGAAAGAAAGUUUUUUCGGAUCUUUAAUAUUUUUGAAAAAUAUGUUGCUCUAUGCUUAGAAAACUUUAUGCUAAACCUAGAAAUCACCAAUAAGCCUAAUAAUGACUGUCAACAAAGUUUUUGCCAAAAAAAUGAAUUUUGAAAUUUCAAAAUUAUAUCUUUUCAGUAUAUUAUCCAUGAUUCCUCAGCUCAAAAACCUCAACAAUCAGUGCGAGAAGAUCUCUUUAGUGUUCAAGACGUCCCAAGUUAUAAUCAGGUAAGUGUUUUUUUUUCGAAUUUUAAAAAAUUUUUUAAAAAAAUUUAAAAUUAAAUUUUUUUUUGAAAUCCAAAAUUUUUUUCAAAAUUUCUUGAAAUUUAUAAAAUUGAGAACAUUAUAAUAGGUGUUUAAAAAAUAAAAAUUUAUUUUCAAAAAUGUACAAACAAUCAAAGCAAAUGCCCAAAGGCAUAAAAAUUGAAAAAAAAAGUUAUUAGAAAGACGUUAAAAUUGUAAAAAUGGCAGUUUUGAAUUGACAAAAUUAACAAAAAAUGAAAAAAUUUGGGAGUUUGAAAGACAAAAAUGGGCGGAAUUUCGCUUAAUUUGGCCGAAAAUUGGAAAAAACGGCUUAAUUUUGUUCGAAAAUUCAAAAAAUGGCUCAAAUUUAGCCAAAAAUUUGAAAAAUAGGCCAAAAUUAGGCAGAAAAUUCAAAAAUAUGGCUCAAAUUUAGCCAAAAAUCUAA